AAUUAAUAUUUUGAUUAAAGUGGAAUACCAAGUAAUAACAGCUCUUUUGAUUUCUGAUAAUGAAGAUAUUGUCUAGAGAUUGUAAAUUGGAGGAUUUCUAUCUGGAUUAUGCUAAGUUAAAUAUCUACUUCUUAAAAAAGAUGUCAAAGUCAUCAUAAUUUGCCGAGCUAAUAGUAAUUGUAAUGGAACUCAAAAAUUUUUAAAUCAAGACUCCAAGGAUAUUUUUAUGGAAUUUAAAUGUAUCAAUGAACUAUAUUUUAAUAGUGCAUCUUGAAAAAAAGAAAAUAAUUCAUUGAUAUGAAAUUUUUUAAAACCAGAGCUUUUGGAAUGACACCUAAGUUCCCUAAAUAAUUUUACAUUACCUUACAUAUGUUUGGAAAGAGAAGGUACCUUUUCUAUUUCUCAAAAAUUUUUUCCAGUUUCAAUUAAUUUUUGUGCAAAAAUCAAUAAUAAGGAUAUUAUCAUAAAUAUUACCAAAUAGUAGGUUCAAAAAAAAAAGGUUAUAUUAAUACCUUAAUUGACAAAUCUACCAUCAUAAAAUAUGCUUCAUUAUGGAGUUGAUUUUCUUUAAAAAUUUAGGGUUUGUAGAAUUGAAAAGGUUAG
This is a messenger RNA of Paramecium sonneborni, 603 nucleotides long. The record is from the annotation of a GenBank genome assembly. NCBI's taxonomy places the organism in Eukaryota, Ciliophora, Oligohymenophorea, Peniculida, Parameciidae.